AUGGCUAUGCUUUAACAUUAACGUUAUUUGUCAACUUCAGAUCAAUAAUAAUUUACUCUUAUUCAAACUGUUUGUAAAUUUGAGUGGUAAUUAUGGAUAUGUUGCUAGCUCUGCCGUUUCAUGAUGUCUUGUUUCCAAAGAUUUUGGAUUUUUUAUCUAUAAAAGAGGUUUUCUUAUUAAGGGAAGUAUCCAAAAAGUACCAAACAACGGUGGAUGAAUAUUUUAUGACUUGCCGAAAGCUGCAGUUAGCUGAGCACAGUUGUGAUGUUACCCCAGAAGCUUUUCUACUUAUGACUAAAAAAAACAACAUUUUGCAAGAGUUAAAUCUUAACAAUUCAAAACAUUGGCUUGAUGACAAUUUGUUUUUAUCCGUGGUCUGCAGAUGCCCAAUGUUAAAGAAUGUUGAUAUUACUAACUGCUCACGGCUUACCAAUCGUUCGCUGCACACUCUUGCUUCGUACUGCCAAUUUCUUACAAGACUUUCGAUUCAUGGCUGCCAUUGGAUAGACAAGGAUACUUUCAAAGUUGUUAUUUCAAGUAAUCAGAAUCUGAUUGAUGUGGAUGCAAGUGGUUGCUGGUCGCUGGAUGAUGACUGCAUAAUUACAAUGGCUGCAAAAUGUACAAAAUUAAAAAAACUUGCGUUGGUGAAUGUAUAUCCAAUCACAGAUCGUUCAAUAGACUCACUGGCACUUAAUUGUAAACAUCUGACAACACUAAAGGUUUCUGGAUGUUGGCGAAUAACCAACACUUCUAUUGGGAAAAUAGGUGAAUACUGCAAGAAACUACACCUACUACAUGUGAAGGACUGUAGAGACAUAUCGGAAUCUAGUCUGGCCCGACUAAGGGUUCGAAAUGUUGUGAUAGACAAACCAGUUCCACCCAAGACUUUUUCUAGGAGGCUAUUGGUUCAACCAUAUGUCAACCUACAGGUGUAAUAUAUAUGGUGUUCAAAGUUACGUGUUAAAUACUUUGAUAUGUGUUGUCAAUUUCAAUUUAUGAACGCAAUGUGUUUAAUCGAACUCGUUAGAUAUUGUUGUUGGUUUCCUUUUGUUGAAAGGUUUAAAUUAGGAUAUACUUACCUUAUUGGACAUUUUUGUUAAAAAAAAUAUAAAACUGUCCUUUUUUAAUUCCCACAAUGUCACAGAAAAAAAAAAUUCAAAGUUUGGUUGGCUGAAAAACUAAGUUUUUGACUGGUUAAACAAGUGCUUAUGCGGGAGUAAAUGGGAGAAUUCUUCUAUUCGAUCUUUUUUGAUUUUAAACUUAUAUGUUUAAAUAUUUUAACUCUUUGUUAUGUUUUCUUUAAAUGACACUAUUUAAGGUGCUCUAGUUGACCAAAUUUAAGGUUAUCCUUCUGUCAUUAGUCCCAUUUAUUUUGUUAUUCUGUAAUCAACAUGCCUAUUUGUUUGCUUGCCUAAAUGUCCAAUUUUUUUCUUUUUUUGCAGCUCUUUCUUGUUUUUUCAUUCGUCUAUCAAGAAGGAUGUAAUUUAUUAACUAAAUGAAAACUGACACUGUUGUUUAGCAGUAGGAAAUAAAUUAUUGUUCUACG
This is a messenger RNA of Ciona intestinalis (vase tunicate), 1546 nucleotides long. RefSeq lists its product as uncharacterized. Gene Ontology annotation, biological process: SCF-dependent proteasomal ubiquitin-dependent protein catabolic process. Gene Ontology annotation, cellular component: SCF ubiquitin ligase complex. The record is from RefSeq and is a predicted model, not a curated record. Lineage: Eukaryota; Metazoa; Chordata; Ascidiacea; Phlebobranchia; Cionidae.